GUACGAACUACAUUAACUGAUUACCUUUGGAAAAGUCUUCUGUACAAAGAAAAAACCAAACUGCAAUGCAUGCCCAAUGAGAGUGGAAUGCGAGCACUUUAAAAGUGAAUCGGCAAGGAAUACCCUGACAGGACUGCAAGAGAAAAGAACAUCAUGUUCCAACAGUCUCAUUACAUCUGUGGAAAGCAAGGUUGACUGCGAACAAACAUGUGAGAGAGAUAAUGAAGAUUUGGUGGUUGACACAUCAAAAGCUAUUGGUAAAACACAGAAAGCUGCUUCAGUUUCCGCACUUGGGAAAAGGAGGACAGAGCACGUUGUCUACGAGCUUCUGAAUUCACACCCUGUUCUGGUAAGGCAAGACAGCAAAGAACCUGAUUGCACGUAUCCAUACCUACUUGCUAUAUGGACAACAGGUGCAACCUCUAAUAGAAGUAUGAUUUUAAUACCUCCAAAAAAAUCCUUUAUAAUCCACUGAGUCCACUAAAUGUAAGUUGAUCACUAAUGAGAACUUGUACCAUAUCCAUAUCAGUGCUUGACUGCUCGUUAUGAUCUGGAAUAUCAUCAGUGCAAGAAUGAUAAUCAUUGCAAUUUUUAAAACCAGCAUCUUUGGAAUCAACGAUGGGAAAGAUGAAGUGUGGCCUUAAUGUGUUCCUUAUAUUUUGAG
Rhododendron vialii is the source of this 664-nucleotide messenger RNA. RefSeq names its product DEMETER-like protein 2. Lineage: Eukaryota; Viridiplantae; Streptophyta; Magnoliopsida; Ericales; Ericaceae. Gene Ontology annotation, molecular function: DNA demethylase activity; DNA N-glycosylase activity. Bases 77 to 475 code for a protein of 132 amino acids. The record is from RefSeq and is a predicted model, not a curated record. The transcript is spliced from 5 exons.